CACGUUAGUGUGCAUACGGUGCACACUGAGGCAUCCAGCUACGUACCCCAGCAACAGCAGCCUCAGCCGGAACCUCAGCCAGUUUCGGAGCAGUUCGCGGGUCAAAACCCGAAUAUGGCUAUUCCAAUGUUCCAACCACAAAUGGUUGCGAACAUGUUUCAGUUCUUCCAGUAGAUGGCUAGAGCGCAUGCACCUCCACCACCACCUCCUGUACCCAUCAUCUCGAUUGAGAAACUCAAAAGGAAUGGAGCGCAGGAAUUCUACGGCGACCAGAUAGCAAAUCCUCUGAUAGCCAAGCGUUGGCAAGAACGCACUGUGAGGGUACUGGAGAAUUUAAAAGUACCUCUCGAGGAUUGGGGACAACACGCCAUAUUCCUGUUGCAAGAUGCCGCCUAUGAUUGGUGGAAGCGAGUGGGCACCAACAUUCCCGUGCCGAUACCAUGGGCUACCUUCGAUCCACUCUUCAGAGAAGAGUAUGUGCCCGAUCACUACGUCGAGACCAAAUAUGAAGAAUUCUCCAAAUUCACCCAGGGGAAGCUGACUCUCCCCAAGUACCUUCAGCAGUUUGACAGGUUGGCCGAGUUUGGUAAAGACUUGGUCAACACCAUGGAGAAGCGCUGCAAGAAGUUCAUCAAGGGUAUGAGACCAGACCUCUCAUCAUCACUCAUAAUUGUUCCCCGAGCCGACAUCAAUGACGUCUACAAGAAGGCUCUUGAGGUGAAUGAGGAGCUCAUCAGGAAAACUGUGUACGAUCAAGCAUUGCUGGUAGAAAGUCAGGCCGUCCAAUCGGGCUUGAAAAUGGGGCAUGGUAGCAAGAGGACCUUAUCCGCACCGAGCAACUCUCGCCAUGAUAAGCGAGCGAAAUCUACCCCCUCUGCAUCUGUGGCUGUCACUAGUAAGAGCGGGAAAGAGAAAGUGACAUAUCGUAAUCCUGUAUGUUCACUCUGUGGCCGCAGGCAUCCUGGUGAGUGUUGGUUCACGCAGGGUCUUUGCCUCGGGUGUGGUCAGGCAGGAAAGGUAUUCUUAGCCGAUCUCAUUGAACUCCCUCACAAGGAGUUUGACAUUAUACUUGGCAUGGACUGGUUGACAGAACACCAGGCUAUUGUUGAGUGCAAGGCGCAAGUGGUGAAACUUCGUACAGAUGACGGUAACGAAGUGAUCAUUCGGGGAGAACUUCUACCGAAAGCCCCGGAAUUCAUCUCUUAUAUGCAAGCAAAACGGCUCAUUCGCAGGAAAUGCGAAGCAUUCUUGUGCACUGUGAAGGAUAUGCAGAAGGAAACACCUAACCAUAAGGACAUAUCUGUGGUUUGUGACUUUCCUAAUGUAUUUCCUGAAGAACUUCCUGGUCUACCUCCUCCAAGGGAAGUAGAAUUCUCUAUUGAUCUUGUACCUGCGUAUUCCUCAGCUGACCCUGAGCGUGUAGUUUGUUUUACUUGCUACACGCAGGUAACAAUACUGAUAAUGGAGCCCAUCCCGGAGGUCAAUGAGAGUGACGAGAUGUACAGACUGGUGGACCACAAUUACUAUGCUUUAUUUUAAUAAAUACAUUUUCGGGCGAGUUCCCAGAAAAUGUAAUCCGACUUGAUUAUGUUUUAAGUUUAAGCUUCCGCACUGUUCUAACAUUACUCUGAAAUUUAAUAUUUGAGAUUUUAAUUAUAUUAAAGUUUAAUUGGUUUUAAAUUAUUCCUCAAAUUAUCAUGCGAAGUCACCAUCAUGGUAACUACUCCGGCCCAAAUAAUCUAGGUAAUCGGGU
Messenger RNA from Cuscuta campestris, 1753 nucleotides. The record is from the annotation of a GenBank genome assembly. Lineage: Eukaryota; Viridiplantae; Streptophyta; Magnoliopsida; Solanales; Convolvulaceae.